UUGAACCUGUCUCAGAAAAAGUUGUACAGGGAUGUGAUGAUGGAGAACUAUAGCAACCUGGUCUCUUUGGGAUUUGCAGUUUCUAAACCAGAUGUGAUCUCCCUAAUGGAAAGAAAGGAAGCCUUCUGGAUGCCAGAGACAGAUAUCCCAAGAAGCAGCUUCCCAGAGUGCAAAGAAUUCAGUGGACAAAAACCUUACAAAUAUAAUGAAUGUGGGAAGGCUUUCAGAUUGGGCACACAGCUUGCUCAGCAUCAAAGAAUUUAUACUGCACAGAUUGCUUAUACAUGUAAGGAAUGUGGGAAAGGCUUUCGCUACAUGUCACAGUUUAUUGAACAUCAAAGAAUUCAUACUGGAGAAAAGCCUUAUGAAUGUAGUGAAUGUAGAAAGGCCUUCAGACAGAGGAUACAACUUACUCAGCAUCAGAGAAUUCAUACUGGAGAGAAACCUUAUAAAUGUAAUGAAUGUGGAAAAGCCUUCCGCAUUACCACGCAACUUAGUCAACAUAAAAGAAUUCAUACUGGAGAGAAACCUUAUGAAUGUAAUGAAUGUGGGAAGGCCUUUAGACAGAGGACAAAACUUACCAUGCAUCAGAAAAUUCAUACUGGAGAGAAGCCUUAUAAAUGUAAUGAAUGUGGGAUGCCCUUCAGGUUGCAGAGACAAUGUAUUCAACACCAGAGAGUACAUACUAGAGAGAAGCCUUAUGAAUCUAAUCAUUGUGGAGAGACAUUCAGACCAAGUGAACAGCUUACUCAGCAUCAGAAAUUUCAUCAUGGAGAAAAACCCUUUGUAUGUAAUGAAUGUGGGAAAGCGUUUAGGCUGGAGAAACAAUAUAUACAACAUCAGGGAAUACAUACUGGGGAGAAGCCUUAUGAAUGUAAUUAUUGUGGCAAAGCUUUCAGACUAAGGCAUCAACUUACUCAACAUCAGAGAAUUCAUACUGGAGAAAAACCAUUUGUUUGUAAGGAAUGUGGGAAAAUCUUCUUUUGGAAUUCACGUUUCCUGCAACAUCAGAGAAUUCAUACUGGAGAAAAACCUUAUAAAUGUAAUGAAUGUGGAAAGGCCUUCAAACGGAAGACAGAGCUUUCUCAGCAUCAGAGUAUUCAUACUGGAGAGAAACCUUAUGAAUGUAACAAAUGUGGCAAGGCCUUUAGACUGAAGACACAACUUACUCAUCAUCAGAGAAUUCAUACUGGAGAGAAGCCUUAUAAAUGUGAUGAAUGUGGAAAGGCCUUCAGAGUGAAGAAAGACUUAAAUCAGCAUCAGAGAAUACACACUGGACAGAAGGCUUAUAAAUGUAAUCAUUGUGGUGAGGCCUUCAGAUUGUGGGAACUGUUUACUCAGCAUCAGCAAACUCAUAAAGGAGAAAAACCAUUUGUAUGUAAUGAGUGUGGGAAAGGCUUCUUUUGGAAAUCAUAUUUCAUGCAACAUCAGAGGAUUCAUACUGGAGAGAAACCGUAUGAAUGUAACAAGUGUGGCAAGGCCUUUAGACUGAAGAUACAACUUACUCAGCAUCAGAGAAUUCAUACUGGAGAGAAACCUUAUGAAUGUAAUGAAUGUGGGAAGGCCUUUAGACAGAGGACAAAACUUACCAUGCAUCAGAAAAUUCAUACUGGAGAGAAGCCUUAUAAAUGUAAUGAAUGUGGGAUGGCCUUCAGAUUGUGGAGACAAUUUAUUGAACACCAGAGAGUACAUACUAGAGAGAAACCUUAUGAAUCUAAUCAUUGUGGGGAGGCAUUCAGACCAAGUGAACAGCUUACUCAGCAUCAGAAAUUUCAUCAUGAAGAAAAACCAUUUGUAUGUAAUGAAUGUGGGAAGGCCUUUAGGCUGGAGAAACAAUAUAUACAACAUCAGGGAAUACAUACUGGGGAGAAGACUCAUAAAUGUAAUCAUUGUGGCAAAGCUUUCAGACUGAGGCAUCAGCUUACUUACCAUCAGAGAAUUCAUACUGGAGAAAAACCAUUUGUUUGUAAGGAAUGUGGGAAAAGCUUCUUUUGGAAUUCACGUUUCCUGCAACAUCAGAGAAUUCAUACUGGAGAAAAACCUUAUAAAUGUAAUGAAUGUGGAAAGGCCUUCAAACGGAAGACAGAGCUUUCUCAGCAUCAGAGUAUUCAUACUGGAGAGAAGCCUUAUGAAUGUAACAAAUGUGGCAAGGCCUUUAGACUGAAGACACAACUUACUCAUCAUCAGAGAAUUCAUACUGGAGAGAAGCCUUAUAAAUGUGAUGAAUGUGGAAAGACCUUCAGCGUGAAGAAACACUUAAAUCAGCAUCAGAGAAUACACACUGGACAGAAGGCUUAUAAAUGUAAUCAUUGUGGUGAGGCCUUCAGAUUGUGGGAACUGCUUACUCAGCAUCAGAAAACUCAUAAAGGAGAAAAACCAUUUGUAUGUAAUGAGUGUGGGAAAGGCUUCUUUUGGAAAUCAUAUUUCAUGCAACAUCAGAGGAUUCAUACUGGAGAAAAACCUUAUAAGUGUAAUGAAUGUGGAAAGGCCUUCAAACGGAAGGCAGAGCUUUCUCAGCAUCAGAGUAUUCAUACUGGAGAGAAACCUUAUGAAUGUAACAAGUGUGGCAAGGCCUUUAGAUUGAAGACACAACUUACUCAGCAUCAGAGAAUUCAUACUGGAGAAAAACCAUUUGUUUGUAAGGAAUGUGGGAAAGGCUUCUUUUGGAAUUCAGAUUUUUUACGACAUCAGCGUAUUCACACUGGAGAAAAACCUUAUAAGUGUAAUGAAUGUGGAAAGGCCUUCAAACGGAAGGCAGAGCUUUCUCAGCAUCAGAGAAUUCAUACUGGAGAGAAACCUUAUGAAUGUAAUGAAUGUGGGAAGGCCUUUAGACAGAGGACAAAACUUACCAUGCAUCAGAAAAUUCAUAAUGGAGAGAAGCCUUAUAAAUGUAAUGAAUGUGGAAUGGCCUUCAGGUUGUGGAGACAAUUUAUUGAACACCAGAGAGUACAUACUGGAGAGAAGCCUUAUGAAUCUAAUCAUUGUGGGGAGGCGUUCAGACCAAGUGAACAGCUUACUCAGCCUCAGAAAUUUCAUCAUGAAGAAAAACCAUUUGUAUGUAAUGAAUGUGGGAAGGCCUUUAGGCUGGAAAAACAAUAUAUACAACAUCAGGGAAUACAUACUGGGGAGAAAACUCAUAAAUGUAAUCAUUGUGGCAAAGCUUUCAGACUGAGGCAUCAACUUACUCAACAUCAGAGAAUUCAUACUGGAGAAAAACCUUAUGAAUGUAACAAAUGUGGCAAGGCCUUUAGACUGAAGACACAACUUACUCAGCAUCAGAGAAUUCAUACUGGAGAGAAGCCUUAUAAAUGUGAUGAAUGUGGAAAGGCCUUCAGCGUGAAGAAACGCUUUAUUCAGCAUCAGAGAAUACAUACUGGAGAGAAGGCUUAUAAAUGUAAUCAUUGUGGUGAGGCCUUCAGAUUGUGGGAACUGUUUACUCAGCAUCACAAAACUCAUAAAGGAGAAAAACCAUUUGUAUGUAAUGAGUGUGGGAAAGGCUUCUUUUGGAAUUCAUAUUUCAUGCAACAUCAGAGGAUUCAUACUGGAGAGAAACCUUUUGAAUGUAACAAAUGUGGGAAGGCCUUUAGACUGAAGAUACAACUUACUCAGCAUCAGAGAAUUCAUACUGGAGAAAAACCUUAUGAAUGUAGUGAAUGUGGAAAAGCCUUCCGUCUUUCCAUACAACUUAUUCAACAUAAAAGAAUUCAUACUGGAGAGAAACCUUAUGAAUGUAAUGAAUGUGGGAAAGCCUUUAGAAGGAGUACAAAACUUACCAUGCAUCAGAAAAUUCAUACUGGAGAGAAGCCUUAAAAAUGUAGUGAAUGUGGGAUGCCCUUCAGAUUGCGGAGACAAUGUAUUCAACACCAGAGAGUACAUACUAGACAGUAGCCUUAUGAAUCUAAUCAUUGUGGGGAGGCAUUCAGACUAAGUGAACAGCUUACUCAGCAUCAGAAAAUUCAUCAUGGAGAAAAACCAUUUGUAUGUAAUGAAUGUGGAAAGGCAUUUUGGCUGGAGAAACAAUAUAUGCAACAUUAGGGAAUACAACUGGGGAGAAGUCUUAUAAAUGUAAUGAAUGUGGAAAGGCCUUCCACUGGAAGACAGAGUAUUCAUAUUGGAGAUAAACCUUUUGAAUGUAACAAAUGUGGCUAGGCCUUUAGACUGAAGGUACAAUUUACUCAGCAUCAGAGAAUUCAUAAUGGAGAGAAGCCUUAUAAAUGUGAUGAAUCUGCGAAAGCCUUCAGAGUAGGGACACAAUUUAUUCAGCAUCAGUGAAUACAUACUGGAGAGAAACCUUUUAAAUGUAAUGGAUGUCCAAAAGCCUUCCACCUUGCCAUACAACUUACUCGACAUAAAAUAAUUCAUACUAGAGAGAAACCUUUUGAAUGUAACGAAUGUGGGAAUGCAUUCAGACAGAAAAUACAGCUUACUGUGCAUCAAAGAAUUCAUACUGGAGAGAAGCCUUAUAAAUAUGAUGAAUGUGGGAUGGCCUUCAGAAUAGGAAAGCAAUUUAUUCAUCAGAGAAUACAUACUGCAGAAAAAUCUUAUGAAUGUUAUCGUUGUGGGGAGGCAUUCAGACUGAGGGAGAAGCUUACUGUUCAUCUGAAAAUUCACUCUGGAGAAAAACCAUUUGUAUGUAAUGAAUGUGGGAAAGCCUUCUUUUGGAAUUCAGAUUUAAUGAGACAUCAGAGAAUCCAUACUGGAGAGAAACCUUAUUAAUGUGAUGAAUGUGGGAAGACCUUCAUUAGCAAACCAUCACUUAAUAAACACAAGAAAUUUCAUACCUUAAAGGUGCAUUAUGAAUAUAAAGAGUGUGAGAAGACCUUCCACUAUAACUCAGAACUUAAUCUACAUCUGAGAAUUCAUACUGGAGAGAAACCUUAUAAAUGUAAUGAAUGUGGAAAAGGUUUCUGCCUUACCGUACAACUUACUUGUGUGGUAAAAAUUAUUUGUGGUAAAAAUUAUGGGAGUUUUAGCUGACUCAUUUGGGAAGGGCCACACCUAACCCACCCGUAAGUUACGUAUGUUACUGAGGUCAAAAGGAGAACUCUCCAUAGGUAGUUUUUGAAGGACCUCCCCUUUUGGGGGAGGAAAGAUUGAAUGCUCCCUGAAUGGAAGUGGAGUCACUUCUGGAAAGCUAGAUCUCUCUUUCUCUCUCUGGCUUCUCCCUUUCCAGUGGUGUGAGCAACUGUAGACUUUCCAGGUUUUGGUGAGUGA
Messenger RNA from Dromiciops gliroides (monito del monte), 5214 nucleotides. Its product is annotated as zinc finger protein 850-like. The coding region runs from base 37 to 3810 and encodes 1257 amino acids. Gene Ontology annotation, biological process: regulation of DNA-templated transcription. NCBI's taxonomy places the organism in Eukaryota, Metazoa, Chordata, Mammalia, Microbiotheria, Microbiotheriidae. The transcript has 3 exons. The record is from RefSeq and is a predicted model, not a curated record.